CGUUCUCACUUUCUCAGCCUACCAGGGUUUUGGGCGACAACCUGCUCUUGUACCUCUCUCUCCGCCGCUUCGCCGCCGCCGCCGGCUAUCAGUGCCCUAUCUCCCCGUCGGCGGGGUUAGGUUCAUCAUACCUUCCCCUUCUCCUAAGCACGCCGUCACGCGCAGAGAGGCACGAAGCGCCGGUCGUCGAGCAACAAGGGCAAGGCGUCGGCUGUUGGCGCAGGCACGCAGCCAACGGAGGGGGCACUGCCACGGGGCGGCGUGCAUUCCGCUCACCCGUGAAGCCACGUCGUGGUCACUUUCCCCCAGCCAGAGCUUCCCCCCUCUCCAUGGCCUUUUCUGCCGAAGCCCAACGUGGAUCUGCAGGAAGGAGGUGGGCGUACCUGAGGGCAGAGCUCGAGGCGCUCAGGGAUGCCCCGUCGAAGGAGGCUCAGUCGCUGUUGUGGGCCGACGUCCGCGCUGCCCUCGCGGCCUCCGGGUUCUCCGGUGAGUACGACGGGCUGCUCGUCGCCGAGGAGGACGUGAGGAGCAGGAAGGGUAAUAGGGGGAUGAAGGCUAUGGGCGUGAGGAAGUGGCCCGAAGAGGCGGCGGCGGCACGGUUCUUGGGGGUUGCAGAGAUUGGUGCCCACAGAAAUGGGGAUCUGGCAGUUUGUCACGAACAUCGCUCUGAAUCUGCUCAUGACCCUGCUGGGGCAUGCGGAGUGGCUGAAGAGUCAUUUCAUCAAGGUGAAGAUGUGGAAUAUGAAGAUGACAGUGACGAUGAGUAUGAGGGAAUUCUGAAGCCUGCAUUUGCUGUGGAUGGAGAUCCAGAUUUCGAGUCUGGCGAGCCACUUGAUGGCUUUGAGUACCUUCGGCGUGUCAGGUGGGAAGCUAACCAAAUUCCUAGAGUGAAGGUGGCCAAGAUAUAUUCAAGUGCAGCUAGAAAUGUACAAACUCCUUAUAUGCCAGAUAUUCCGGACAUACCAAAGUGCUUACCUGAUUUGCGUGCGUCAAAACAAUGGGAGGACACAUUUAUCACCCACUUCGCAGAAACCAGGAUGGUGCUCUCGGAGCUUGACAGUUCUGAUGAACCAUCUGUAUCUAAUGCAACAAAAAUCUCAACAAAACCUGGCAGCAGAUCGGAGCCACAAACUGAACCGACACUUACAAUGAUGCACAACAUGGAUGCAGUUUCAAGAGCUGCGACACUUAGGAACUACAUUGAUAUGAUUCAAAGCUUGGAUACACUAUCAAGGAAUAACUGCCUGUGGCUCUUUGCACUCUGUGUUGCCAUUCACACUCCCUUGGACGCGGAGACGUGUGCCUCACUGAGGUCCUUGCUGCGCAAGUGCGCCAGCAUCCUUGCCACCAAGACUGAGAUGGACGAUGAAGUCGUAAUGCUGAAUAUACUGAUGACGAUUUCAGGAAGGUAUUUUGGACAGGGUGAAAACAACAAUUAAAUAGGGAGAUCAGGAUAAAACCAUUGCAGAGCUGCAUUCUCACUGAUAGUUUGAUGUCAUGAUAUAUUAUAUAUAUGUGACAGCUGUGUUUCAUUUUCUUUUA
Sorghum bicolor (sorghum) is the source of this 1542-nucleotide messenger RNA. RefSeq lists its product as uncharacterized. The transcript is spliced from 4 exons. Bases 330 to 1439 code for a protein of 369 amino acids. The record is from RefSeq and is a predicted model, not a curated record. Lineage: Eukaryota; Viridiplantae; Streptophyta; Magnoliopsida; Poales; Poaceae. Gene Ontology annotation, cellular component: SMN complex; nucleus. Gene Ontology annotation, biological process: spliceosomal snRNP assembly.